AUGAAAAAACGGAAAUUGCGGAGGAACUUUGAAUUCUUUUGUUUAAUGAACAGUCAAUUAAUUAGCAUAAACUAUCUGGUCACCAUAAUUAAUCACCUUGGUCCUAGCCUUUUCACUCGCUCAGACUAUUUACUUACACAAACAUUCACAUCAAAAAAGCCACGAACAUCACAUCCACCCACUAAUGUUCUUCAACUUGAACUAUUGAAUGAACAACAAACAAGUCGACAAUUGAUUUAUGAAAUUUAG
Clunio marinus is the source of this 249-nucleotide messenger RNA. Lineage: Eukaryota; Metazoa; Arthropoda; Insecta; Diptera; Chironomidae. The record is from the annotation of a GenBank genome assembly.